Molecule: messenger RNA, 1724 nt
Organism: Capsella rubella
Lineage: Eukaryota; Viridiplantae; Streptophyta; Magnoliopsida; Brassicales; Brassicaceae
Product: putative two-component response regulator-like APRR6
Exons: 5
Coding region: 205-1452 (415 amino acids)
Molecular function (GO): DNA binding; DNA-binding transcription factor activity
Source: RefSeq, a predicted model, not a curated record
GGAAUGAUGGAUACAAGCAUCCAAAAAGUCAUACACAUAGACCUUCAAAAGUCUUCACCUUAAAUUCCUAACACAUAUGUAUGAGUGUGUGAUCUCUCUGAUUGAACUUUGUCCAUAGAACUCCAAGAUAGACCAAAAAGGUUCCACCCACAAAACAAAAACAAAAACAAAAACACAAAAACAGCCAAAUAGCUAGAGACCAAGAUGAGAUCAAGCAGCAAAAGUUCUGAAAACUCCAAGACUUGUCUAUCUAACAACUUCAAAGCCACCACCAAUAUAGAAGAAGACAAAGAAGAAGAGGAGGAUGAAGAAGGCGAAGAGGACGAAGAAGAGAGAUCAGGAGAUCAGAGUCCAUCUAGCAAUAGCUAUGUGGAAGAGAGUGGAAGUCACCAGCAUCAUCAUCAUGAUCAGAUCAAGAAGAAUGGUGGAUCUGUGAGGCCGUACAACCGCUCAAAGACUCCAAGGCUGAGAUGGACACCUGAGCUUCAUAUUUGCUUUCUUCAAGCUGUAGAGAGAUUGGGUGGCCCAGAUAGAGCAACACCGAAGCUCGUUCUUCAACUGAUGAAUGUUAAGGGGCUAAGUAUUGCCCAUGUCAAGAGCCAUCUUCAGAUGUACAGGAGCAAGAAGACCGAUGACCCGAAUCAAGGAGAUCAAGGAUUUUCUUUUGAGCACGGAGCUGGUUACACCUACAAUCUUAGCCAACUUCCAAUGCUACAAAGUUUUGAUCAAAGGCCUUCUUCUAGUCUAGGAUAUGGUGGCGGUUCGUGGACAGACCAUAGACGACAGAUCUACCGUAGCCCUUGGAGAGGCUUAACGGCACGAGACAAUACAAGAACAAGACAAACACUGUUUAGUGCACGACCUGGUGAGAGAGUUCAUCACGGAGUUAGCAAUAGCAUUCUUGAUGAUAAGAACAAAACUAUUUCGUUUCGAAUCAAUUCUCAUGAAGCGGCUCAUGAGAACAAUGGAGUAGCUGAAGUUGUUCCAAGAAUUCAUAGAAGCAUUCUUGAAGGCAUGAAAACGUUUAACAAAUCAUGGGGACAGAGCCUUUCAUCCAAUCUUAAUCCUUCUAUCGCAACAAGGCCACAAGAUCAUAUUGCUACAACACUAAAUUCUUACCAAUGGGAGAAUUCUCGAGUGGCAGAAGGAUCUGAGAAUGUCUUGAAAAGGAAAAGAUUAUUAUUGUCUGAUGACUGCAAUAAGUCAGACCAAGAUUUGGAUCUAAGCUUGUCCCUUAAGGUACCUCGGACACACGACAACCUUGGGGAAUGCUUGUUAGAAGAUGAAGAAAAAGAAAAUGGUGAUCAACAAGAUAGCCUGCAGGGUUUGUCUCUUUCAUUAUCUUCGUCAGGUAUAUCAAAACUUGGUCCAACCAUUAGGAAAGAAGAUCGAACUGAUCAUAAAAAGGGAAAGAUUACGGUCUUGGCAAGUCCCCUUGAUCUCACUUUGUGAAUAUAACAACAUAUAUAUAUAUUUAUAUUCUAAGUGAGAUCUUGAGGUACUUGUUGAUGGAAGACGGUUCUGUACUGUUUAUCAUUCGUUGCAUAUUUGUGACAAGACCCAUAAUUAAGGAAAUAAUAGAGAUAUUUUUUUUUAAACUUUUUGUCAUUUUUUCCACUGUCGAGGUGUAAAAUGCAUAUUUAAAAUAUAUGUGAAUUGUGAUCGAGUUGGGAGCUAGCUAGCAGAGAUUUGUUUUCUACUGAAUAAUAACCAAGCAAUACAUU